Messenger RNA from Sebastes umbrosus (honeycomb rockfish), 1712 nucleotides. It is a transcript of the gene stx12, whose product is annotated as syntaxin 12. The record is from RefSeq and is a predicted model, not a curated record. Gene Ontology annotation, molecular function: SNARE binding; SNAP receptor activity. The coding region runs from base 203 to 1009 and encodes 268 amino acids. Gene Ontology annotation, cellular component: synaptic vesicle membrane; SNARE complex; endomembrane system. NCBI's taxonomy places the organism in Eukaryota, Metazoa, Chordata, Actinopteri, Perciformes, Sebastidae. The transcript is spliced from 10 exons. Gene Ontology annotation, biological process: intracellular protein transport; vesicle-mediated transport; vesicle fusion.
ACCAAAGAAGAAGAAGAAGAAAAUCCUGUCAUCGUGUGUGACGUUACGUGAUUACGUCACGGAUCCGGAAGGGCAGUUUCUGACGGAGCAGCAGAACCUAACAGCAGAACCUAACAGCAGAACCUAACAGCAGAACAUCCAGGUACAGCAGAACCCAGCAGCCAAAGCUCAACAUCUGAGGCACCAGCACACUCCUGCAGACAUGUCCUACGGUAAAGCAGAGAGCUCCCGCCCGGUCCCCCGGGACUUCAACGCCCUCAUACAGACAUGUAGCUCCAACAUCCAGAAGAUCACACAGAACACUGCUCAGAUCAAGAGCAUGGUGAACCAGCUGGGGACCAGUCAGGACACCAGUCAGCUCCAGGAUCGUCUGCAGCAGAUACAACAUUAUACCAACCAACUGGCCAAAGAAACCAACAAGCACCUGAAAGAGUUGGGCACAAUCCCUUUGCCCACGUCACCCUCAGAGCAAAGGCAGCAGAAGAUCCAGAGGGACCGGCUGAUGAAUGACUUCUCAGCAGCUCUCAACAACUUCCAAGCGAUCCAGCGGCGUGCAGCAGAGAAGGAGAAGGAGUCGGUCGCCAGGGCGAGAGCCGGAUCCCGCUUAUCAAAUGAAGACGCCUCUCGGGAUGAAAAGCUUGUUUCUUUCGAUAACCAAGAGGACUGGGGUCAGAUGACCACCCAGGCAGAGGAGGUGGCCAUCACAGAGGAGGACCUGGAGCUCAUCAAGGAGAGAGAAACCAACAUCAGACAGCUGGAGUCUGACAUUCUGGAUGUGAACCAGAUCUUCAAGGACCUGGCGGUGAUGAUUCACGAUCAGGGAGAGAUGAUCGAUAGCAUCGAGGCCAAUGUGGAGAACGCUGAAGUUCACGUAGAACGAGGAACAGAGCAGCUCCAGAGAGCCGCCUACUACCAGCAAAAGUCCCGGAAGAAGAUGUGCAUCCUCGCUAUGGUUUGUUCCAUUGUGCUCACCAUACUCGGCAUCAUUAUCUGGCAAGCUGCCAAGUGAGCUGACUCCGCACCACCGAUGUGUCACUACUAUAUUUUACUCUGCCCUUCCCACCUGCCGGUACCUACUUUGAAUCACGAGAAGAACGAGAAGAGGCUGAUGACGUCACCGAGGUUAGAUCUAUGCAGAGGGACGGUGGAUGUGGAAAACAAACUCCUCUGAACUGAUUGAGUCUGUUUUUGUAAAAUUGUUGAGAACCAUUCUAUUUAAACUGAAAUGAAGGACUGAGGUGAUGUAGGGGAGUGAUAAUUCCUGUUUUCGUCUUAUUUACUGCACUAACACUAGCUGUCACUGUAUUUCAAAAUGAAAAAAUGUUAUUGGGAUGAUCAUUUCAGAGCAGGCAAAAUGGAAAAAAAGAAGCACACAACUUGUUAAAGUGAAUUAAUCUGUGGUUUUUAAGGGGCUGUAAUUAUUCUGUUGUUACGUUGUGUGAGAGCCUGGCCGUCCCAGUAACAUGACCUGGGACUUGUUUGACUCCUGGUGGCGGCAGCAGCCGUGGUUGUAAUAUACAUGUUGUAAAAUGAACGCUCUAACUAACAGAUAACCCGUAUGAAUCCAGUCUAUGUCUGUAAAUAUUAUAUUCUGCUCAGAACAUGAUGGCAGUAUCUCCAAAAUGAAAGUCUACGGUCUUCAAACAAAACAUUUUUAAGUUGAUUUCUAUGACUCUUGACAGUAUGCAUAAUAAAUGUCUUAAAACACUUUG